Messenger RNA from Mesocricetus auratus (golden hamster), 1852 nucleotides. It is a transcript of the gene Arpin, whose product is annotated as actin related protein 2/3 complex inhibitor. The transcript has 6 exons. Lineage: Eukaryota; Metazoa; Chordata; Mammalia; Rodentia; Cricetidae. The record is from RefSeq and is a predicted model, not a curated record. Bases 16 to 870 code for a protein of 284 amino acids. Gene Ontology annotation, biological process: negative regulation of actin nucleation.
GUCUGGAGGUCCGGAAUGCGGCUCGGCUCCUUUAAGUCCAGCCUGGGAACGCCCCGGCAGGCCGCACGGUUCCGGGAUCUGCAGGCUGGGAAAGCCUUCCCUGCAACGACCUCCUGGCUCCUGUCCCCGAGGUGCCCCGCCCCGCGCUCCCGCUGCUUCCUGGAGCUGCUGGGCCUCGGCGCGGGGAAAAUGAGCCGCAUCUACCACGACAGCGUCCUCCGCAACAAGGCGGUGCAGAGCGUGCGACUGCCGGGGACCUGGGACCCCGCGGCCCACCAGGGGGGAAAUGGCGUCUUGCUGGAGGGAGAGCUGGUGGAUGUAUCGAGGCACAGCAUCUCGGAUGCCCAUGGCAGGAAGGAGCGCUACUAUGUCCUGUAUAUCCGGCCCAGUUGUAUCCACCGCCGUAAGUUUGACCCCAAGGGAAAUGAAAUCGAGCCCAACUUCAGUGCCACCAGGAAGGUGAACACAGGCUUCCUCAUGUCAUCUUACAAGACAGAAGCCAAGGGGGACACUGACAGGCUCACACCGGAGGGGCUGAAACGCCUGGUAGACAAGCCAGAGCUGCUGGAGCUGACAGAGAGCCUCACCCCAGACCAGACAGUGGCAUUCUGGAUGCCUGAGUCAGAGAUGGAGGUCAUGGAACUUGAGCUAGGGACUGGAGUGCGGUUAAAAACUCGGGGUGAUGGCCCCUUCAUAGAUUCCUUAGCCAAACUGGAGCUGGGGACAGUGACCAAGUGUAAUUUUGCUGGUGAUGGAAAGACAGGAGCAUCCUGGACAGACAACAUCAUGGCCCAGAAGUCUUCAGAGAGGGCCACAGUGGAGAUCCGAGAGCAAGGAGAUGGGGCAGAGGAUGAGGAAUGGGAUGACUGAGGUACCUCUUCCCCCUACCAGCAUCUGAGAUGGCGUCGUUGAGAAGAGGCCAUACCGACUUCCACCCUGAAGAGAUCAGUCUGUCAAGAUGAAUACCAUUUAACACAUUCUGCUGAGAUCAAAUCUAAGACCUCAAGACUCUCUGAGGGAGCCGGGCGUUGGUGGCACACGCCUUUAAUCCCAGCACUUGGGAGGCAGAGGCAGGCGGAUCUCUGUGAGUUCGAGGCCAGCCUGAUCUACAAAGCGAGCUCCAGGACAGCCUCCAAAGUCACAGAGAAACCCUGUCUUGAAAAAAAAAAAGACUCAGAGAGGGUCUCCAGGCAGUGGCUUUUGUAUGUGUGUCCCUCUUUGGAUGCAAGGCUUGCUCUCCUAGGUGGUGGACAUGUACUGGAUGAGUUCCCCAAGGUACUUAGUCCUGAUGCACUAAGUUAAGGAAUGUCCCUGUGUAGGACAGAGGGGGGCGUGGGUGGGCUCUUCCGGUUCUCCCUGUUUUCUCCUUUCUUUCCUUUCUGUCCCAUGCCAGACUUCUUGUGCCUCUGUUCUCCUGAUGUAACCCGCCCUUCCCCACCCUACACCCAAGGUCCCACUUCUACAUUUCUGUUCUGCUCCUCGUCUCCAUGGGGUUUCUUGCCUUAGACCUCUGUCUUAGGGUUCUUACCGCUCCGAUGAAACACCGUGACCAAAAGCAAGAUGGGGAAGUCCUUAGAGUUCCAUCUCAACAGUUCAUCGUCAGAAGCAGUGAGGGCAGGAACCUGGACCUGAAUGCUGGGAUUAAAGGUGUGCACCACCAAGGCAGGCUUUCAGCCUGCAAGGCAGGGAUUACUGAGUCUCCUUCCUGUGCCAAAUGCAGUGCCAGAUGCUUUCUGUGACCAUGACCGGCACUAACAAUACUAAGUUUUUCCUAUGCUAGUAAGUACUUGGAGUAUUCUGUCACUGUGCCCCUAUGAUGUAUACAUGAUUAAUAACCCCCUUUUUUUUGGUA